Molecule: messenger RNA, 627 nt
Organism: Phytophthora nicotianae INRA-310
Lineage: Eukaryota; Oomycota; Peronosporomycetes; Peronosporales; Peronosporaceae
Exons: 1
Coding region: 1-627 (208 amino acids)
Source: RefSeq, a predicted model, not a curated record
AUGCGGGCUCGUCGACGUGGUGAGAGACCGCACACAGCGCAAAUUCCGAACAUGACCGAAGCGAUUUUACCGAUAUCACCCAGCGUCGCAGAAGAGAAGUCUUCGCCGAUGAUCUUGACAGCUUCAAACACUGUCCCCGAUGAGAAGCCAUCCAGAGGAGCGAAAUCGUCAAACCGAGACGAAGCCGCUGAAGUGAAGCCAUUCAGAGGAGAAGAAACUACCGAAGAGAAAUUGUCCGAAGGGGAAGAAGCCGCUGAAGAGAAGCCGUCACCGCGUGUUGACAACGUGGUCGAUCUCACUUUGACCGACCAAGAGGAAAGCGAUGACGCCUUUGGUCGUGCAGGCCUUGGCACCUCCACCAGCAGCAGCGACAGUGAAACGGAGUGGCGACCGACAGCAUCUUUGGCAGCUCCACCGGUGUAUGACAUCCGUCGCAUCACGCACUCGUACAGGGGGAACGGUCGCCGACUAUCCGUCGUUAAUUGGGUGGACACCGAGGAACCAGCCAGUAACUUGCCGCACCGCAUGGUUCCUGCCUUCGAACGUCGACGACGCGCUCUAGUUCGGCGCACCUUCAUCGAGGAUGAGGCAGGAGGUGGUCGCUCUACCGCUCGGCGUCUUCGUUGA